AUGAAGUCCCGGAGCUCUGCGAGGGGCGAGCCGAGGAGGUUCGGGAAUGUGGCUCUCCUGGCCCUCAUGCUCUGCUCCCUCGUCGCGCUCUCGCUCAUCAGGGCCAGGUUCUCCCCAAUCGGGAAUACAGCCGUUGCAGAGACCAUCAAAGUGGAGGAUCCGAAGCCCGUGGUGGUGAGCAAGCCGGCUGUCGCGGCGGAGGCCGGCGAUGGCACCGACGAGGCCACCGCAGUAGCUGUGGAGGAAGACAAGGAUGAGGAAGCUCAGCCCAAGGAUGAGGAAGUUCAGCCCAAGACCGAGCACGCCGUGGACGCCACUGUGCGGCCCGCCAAAGCCGCAGUGGCCGUUGACGCCAGCAAGCCGGUGUGCUACGAGACGAGCCGGCGCUCCGACACCUGCGAGGCGGCCGGCGACGUCCGCCUGGUGGGGAGAACCCAGACCAUCUACGUCGACACGCUGGAGCGUGAGUGGAAGACCAGACCCUACUGCCGGAAGCACGACACCUACGCGCUGUCCCACGUCAAGGAGUGGUCCCUGAAGCCGUUCCCCUCCGGCGACGGCGCGGCGCCCAAGUGCACGUCCAACAGCUCGGCCACCGCCUUCGUGAUCUCGACGGGCGGGUUCACCGGCAACCCCUUCCACGACUACACGGACGUGCUCAUCCCAGCCUUCAUCACGGCCCACCGCUUCGCCGGCGAGGUCCAGUUCCUGGUGAGCAGCUACAAGUCGUGGUGGAUGAGCAGGUACAUCCAGAUCUUCCAGCAGAUGAGCCGGUACGAGGUGGUCGACAUCGACGCGGACGACGAGGUCCGGUGCUACCCGAGCGCCGUGGUCGGGCCGACGUUCCACAAGGAGCUGGGCGUGGAUCCCUCCAAGGCGCCGUCGGGCGUCUCGGUGGCGGACUUCCGCAAGAUGCUGCGCAGCGCGUUCGGGCUGGAGCGCGCCACGGCGACGCCGAGCGGCGACCGGUGGGACAUCCGCCGGCGGCCCCGGCUACUGAUCAUCUCCCGGCGCACCUCACGCGGGCGGGCCUUCAUGAACGAGCGCGCCAUGGCUGACAUGGCUGGGAGCCUCGGGUUCGACGUCCGGAUCGGGGACCCGGACACGACCUCCGACACGUCCAAGUUCGCGCGGCUGGUGAACUCGUGCGACGUGAUGGUGGGCGUGCACGGCGCCGGGCUGACGAACAUGGUGUUCCUGCCGGCCGGCGCCGUGCUGGUGCAGGUGGUGCCGUACGGGCGGCUGGAGUGGCUGGCCCGCAACACGUUCGCGGAGCCGUCGGCGGGGAUGGAGGUGCAUUACCUGGAGUACGUGGUGCAGCUGGACGAGACGACGCUGAGCGAGCAGUACCCCAGCGGCCACCUGGUGCUCAAGGAUCCCAUGGCCAUCCACAAGCAGGGGUGGGACGCGCUCAAGACCACCUACCUCGACAAGCAGAACGUCCGGCCGCACCUCGGCCGCCUCAAGAAGACUUUCCUCCAGGCGCUCAAGAUGCUGCCGCACGGCAGGGACGAUUAG
Molecule: messenger RNA, 1518 nt
Organism: Triticum turgidum subsp. durum (durum wheat)
Lineage: Eukaryota; Viridiplantae; Streptophyta; Magnoliopsida; Poales; Poaceae
Source: the annotation of a GenBank genome assembly